Molecule: messenger RNA, 981 nt
Organism: Diaporthe amygdali
Lineage: Eukaryota; Fungi; Ascomycota; Sordariomycetes; Diaporthales; Diaporthaceae
Product: tetratricopeptide repeat domain-containing protein
Exons: 4
Coding region: 1-981 (326 amino acids)
Biological process (GO): protein folding in endoplasmic reticulum
Cellular component (GO): EMC complex
Molecular function (GO): protein binding
Source: RefSeq, a predicted model, not a curated record
AUGACGCCCUCGCUUCUCCAUCCCCCCAGCCACUUGUCGCCAGCGCAAGCUCUGGAGCUGUCGCAACGCGCUCCGGCGAUUCUCCAGAGCUCGCCGCGCACGAUUUCGUCGUCACCAUUGGUUUCCCUCUUCUCCUCGCCAGAAAACACGGAGCUCUGGAUCACUGUCGAGAAUCUGCUGCUGUCAUGCCUGCGCACAGGCGACGAGCAGGCGGCCCACGAGUGCCUCGAGAGACUAAUCUUGAGGUUUGGAGAUGACAACGAGCGCAUAAUGGCCUUUAAGGGGAUCCUGAAGGAGGCGGAAGCUUCCGACAAUGCUGCACUAGAGAAGGUGCUAAAAGAAUAUGAUGAGAUCUUGUCCAAAAGCGAGACCAAUAUUCCUAUCACGAAACGACGCAUUGCGUUGCUCCGCACGCUUGGCCGAACCGCCGAUGCUGUGUCUGGUCUUUCAGCCCUACUGGACUUUUGCCCAGUUGACGCAGAGUCCUGGGCAGAGUUGGCGGACCUAUACUGCACCCAGGGGAUGUAUGCGCAGGCUGUCUACGCUCUCGAGGAAGUCUUGGUGCUAGCUCCAAACGCUUGGAAUAUCCACGCUCGUCUGGGAGAAGUCGAGUACAUGGCCUCUACCGCUUCAGGCGCCGAUGAGGCUGUUUCGCGGAAGUAUCUUGCAGAGUCCUUGAAGCGAUUCUGCCGAAGCGUUGAACUUUGCGACGACUAUCUGCGAGGGUACUACGGGCUCAAGCUGGUCACUUCGAAGUUGUUGGAGCCAUCAACGAAAUCCGGUAAACAGCCGGAUUCAGAAGAUUUCGCAAUUCCGCCUACAGCUACCCUCGAGAAACUCAGUGAAAAAAGCACUGCGAAAUUAGCUGAAAUUGUCCGCCGUAGUACGGCAAAGGAGAGAGGCUGGAGUGGUUUUGAAGAAUCCGAGGUUGAGGCGGCCCGCGAUCUCCUUUCCAAGGAAUCUUCUGGUAUCGUUAGAUGA